ACGUUGGGUGAUUGACACAGAGGCCCAAGCAGGGAGAGGCGGGGCCAAGUCCGGGGCCUGACUAAACUGGAGACUCGGUAGCCGAGGGGCUUCGUCCCAGCUGAGGAGCAACAGCCGCUGGUAGCCGCGGAUCUCGCCGCAGCUCUGGGUUUUUAGAACUUCAUUUAUAAAAAUGGGCAGAAUUUUCCUUGAUCAUAUUGGUGGUACCCGUCUGUUUUCUUGUGCAAACUGUGAUACGAUCCUGACCAACCGUUCGGAACUCAUCUCCACUCGAUUCACAGGUGCCACUGGCAGAGCAUUUCUUUUUAACAAGGUAGUUAACCUGCAGUACAGUGAAGUUCAAGAUCGGGUCAUGCUCACUGGCCGCCACAUGGUUCGAGAUGUGAGCUGCAAAAACUGCAAUAGCAAACUGGGAUGGAUCUAUGAGUUUGCCACUGAAGACAGCCAGCGUUAUAAGGAAGGCCGUGUGAUCCUGGAACGUGCUCUAGUUCGAGAGAGUGAGGGCUUUGAGGAGCAUGUACCAUCUGAUAACUCUUGAAGAAAAAGAGAUAAAUCCAUCUUUUCCCAGGUCUCCUUCACUGAAAUCAAAAAUCUACUUACAUACACUGUCACCUUAGCAUCAGAGUCGGAUUCAUGAACUGCGGAACAAGAGGUUGUGAGAAUCUAAGAUGGAACCUUUCUUUCUUUUUCUUUUUUUUUUUUUGUUUAAUUUUGUAUUUUCCAUCCAACAGCAGUGUGUAGAGAGAAUAUUAUGCAGAUGCCGUUAAUUUUUUUUCCCUAUGUUUACAUCUUGAAGCAGAAGAGUCUGUCUGCGGCUACUUGGUGGGCUAUGUAAGGAAAAAAAUCUGGGCUAUUAGAGAGAAAAAGUGUGUUUUAUGUAAAUUUUAAAAGGAAAAUAUGUCAAGAGCAUGGUUUUUAAACUUACUUGGGCUUCAUUUAAAAAAAUUUUUUUUUAAACCCAGUUAUUUCACUUGAUUUGCUAGCUUCAGAGAAGAGAUCCGAAUCUGUGCCCAGUGCGAAAGGCUCAGUGUUAGCAUGGCUUGUGCUGGCCAGUGUGCCAUAUUCUUGUUGGAGAUGAACCGUAGCACCAGAGCCCAUUCUUCCUUGUCAGUCUUGACCCAAAGAUGUCACCAUUCCUAGUUAUUUGUCACCACAUAAUUGGUGUUGAUUUGAAACAUUUUCUGAAAUGGGCAGAACUGCUUGGUUGUCUUUUUUCCAUGUAACUUAAGCAUAGUAAUAUAAAUAAAGUAAUAGUUGGAUGUUUUUGGUCUUGUGUUGUUUUCAAAAACACCUUAUGAAAGAGCAGAGUAUCUGAUAAGCAAUUUCCAUAGUAGUUAAGUGUUUCUUUUAAUAUCUUAAGCCAAUCAACUAUAUGAUAUUCUUUGUUUAAAUGAAAGCAUAUUGUUUAGACCCACAGUAUUACAUUUAGAAAACAGUUGAACAGAAUGUCAGUGUGUAUUCAUGCAGAACGCAUUUAAUCUGAAUCUGUUUUAAAACGGGGGUUGAAGCAGCUUAUCUAAAAAUACUGCUUUACAAAGCAUUUCAACCUUAUUCCCCUCAGUUUUGCAUUUUUCACAAGUCUGUAGAGCCAAAUAGUUUAAUCAAAGGACUAGAUCUCUAAUUAGCAUUGUUUUUCAGCUCCUCCCUCAGAAGUUCAGUUAUCAAAAUCAAAACUCUACUUGAUACCCUCAAAUGGAAAGAGAUCAAAUUUGACUCAGUGCUAUUUUAGCACCAAAUUUAUGACAUUAUGAAGUAAUAAAAUGUAAAUAUUUCUUUAUCCAAACUACUUCUACAUAUUCAUAGUAUUUGCUUUUGGUGUAAUAAAUGACAGUAAAAUUGGCUAAUUAUUUAAAUGAAAGAAUGCAUGUUUGCAUGCUCAGUUUCUAGGUCUUUUGUCUAGAAGGGAAAUUUACCUCAGUUGAAUUUGAAAUCUGUCGUUGAUGUUAGAAGUGACUUCUGAGUGCAGUUAAUUGUUCCUCUUUACUUGCCUUUGGGCUCUUGGUUAGAGGCAUAGUUAUCUGAUGAAGUAGGUAUAAUAUAUUGCAUUUGAAAUAAGUGGACACAAAUUCUUCCCUGUCCUCCGUCCACCAUGGACUAAAUCUAAGAACCUACAUUCAUUUCCAUUUCAUCCAUACUGGCCUUCGACUAUAUGCAGAUUCCUAGUAGCAUGCCUUAUCUACAGCACUAUGUGCAUUGUUGUCACAAUAAAGUGUAUUUUGUCUUGCA
Molecule: messenger RNA, 2226 nt
Organism: Microcebus murinus (gray mouse lemur)
Lineage: Eukaryota; Metazoa; Chordata; Mammalia; Primates; Cheirogaleidae
Gene: YPEL5
Product: yippee like 5
Source: RefSeq, a predicted model, not a curated record